Arachis stenosperma is the source of this 1931-nucleotide messenger RNA. Its product is annotated as serine/threonine receptor-like kinase NFP. The record is from RefSeq and is a predicted model, not a curated record. The transcript has a single exon. Lineage: Eukaryota; Viridiplantae; Streptophyta; Magnoliopsida; Fabales; Fabaceae. Gene Ontology annotation, molecular function: ATP binding; protein kinase activity. The coding region runs from base 1 to 1788 and encodes 595 amino acids. Gene Ontology annotation, biological process: protein phosphorylation.
AUGGCUUUCUUUCUACCCUCUCUCUCAAGUAGUAUUUUUCUUGCAUUCAUGUUGUUCUCCAUCACCAGCAUCCCAACUCAAUCGCAACAGGUUAAUGGAACAGACUUUUCAUGCCCAGUGGAUUCACCUUCUUCCUGUGGAACAUAUGUGACAUACAUUGCUAAAUCUCCAAACUUCUUGAGCCUUUCUAACAUAUCUGACAUAUUUGACACCAGCCCUUUAUCCAUUGCAAGAGCAAGUAACAUAAAGAAUGAGGGUGACAAGCUGGUUCCAGGCCAAGUCUUACUGAUACCUGUCACUUGUGGUUGCACUCAAAACCAAUCUUUCGCCAAUAUCACCUAUGAGCUAAGGCAGGGUGAUGUCUACGACAUUGUCUCAAAAACAACAUAUGAGAAUCUCACAAAUUGGCGUGCUGUCAACGAUUCAAACCCAGAUUUGAAUCCAGUUCUGCUGCCAAUAGGUGUGAAAGUAUUGUUCCCUUUAUUCUGCAGGUGCCCUUCUAAGAAACAGUUACAGAAAGGGAUAGAAUAUAUGAUCACCUAUGUGUGGCAGAACAAUGACAAUGUUUCCUCUGUAGCAGCCAAGUUUGGUGCAUCGCCGGUGGACAUAUUGUCCGAAAACAACUACGGUGGAAACUUCACAGCUGCAACCUAUCUUCCGGUUUUGAUUCCUGUGACGAAGUUGCCAGUUCUUACUCAACCCGAGGCUUCACAUGGAAGAAAGAGAAGCAUUCAAAUCCCUGUUAUAAUUAGUAUUAGCCUGGGGUUCACCCUUGUUGUUGCUGUUAUAGUAAUAUCAAUGGUUUAUGCUUAUCUUUAUCAGAGAAAGAGGAAUUUGAAUAGGAGAGACUCAUCUGCUGGGACAGCAGAUAAGCUACUCUCUGGAGUUUCAGGCUACGUGAGUAAGCCAACCGUGUAUGAAGCCAAUGAGGUUAUCAAAGCCACCAUGAAUCUCAGCGAACAGUGCAAGCUUGGGGGCACAGUUUACAAGGCCAAAAUAGAAGGGCAGGUCUUGGCAGUGAAAAAAGUGAAUCAAGUAGUUUCUGAGGAGCUGAAUAUUCUGCAGAAGGUGAAUCAUGGAAACCUGGUGAAACUGAUGGGUGUAUCUUCAGACAGUGAUGGAAACCAUUUCCUGGUUUAUGAGUAUGCUGAUAACGGGUCCCUUGAUGGGUGGCUCUUCUCCAAGUUGUCUUUGAAGGCCUCGCUUACAUGGUAUCAGAGGAUUAACAUAGCAUUGGAUGUUGCCAUGGGUCUGCAAUACUUGCAUGAGCACACUUAUCCAAGAAUAGUCCAUAGGGACAUCACAACAAGUAACAUCCUUCUUGACUCCAACUUCAAGGCCAAGAUAGGGAACUUCUCCAUGGUCAGAACUACUACGAAUCCCAUGAUUUCCAAGAUCGAUGUCUUUGCUUUCGGGGUUGUUCUCAUUGAGUUGCUGACAGGCAAGAAAGCCAUGACAACAAAGGCAGAUGGCGAGGUAGUAAUGCUGUGGAAGGAUAUUAGGAAGAUGUUUGAAGUGGAAGACGAAAAGGAAAAGGAGGAGUGUCUGAGAAGAUGGAUGGAUCCUAAGCUAGAGUGCCUUUACCCUGUGGAUUAUGCUCUCAGCUUGGCCACGUUGGCCGCGAAUUGCACGGCCGAUGUAUCAUUGUCUAGACCAACCAUGGCAGAAGUUGUUCUUGGCCUCUCCCUUCUCACUCAACCAUCUCAAGCUGCACUAGAGAGAUCAUUGACUUCUUCUGCGUUGGAAGCAGAGGUUACUCAUGUGGCUACUCCCAUAGCAGCACGUUAAUUGGUGACGAAAGCAAUUCAGUUUCUCAGGUUCAAGAGAGUGUUUUCUUCACAUGACUAUUGCCUAUAAGCUUUGUUAAUAAGUGUCCAAGUUUAUUGUCGGUUUAAAGUUUCUUUGUUUCAUCCCUUAUAUUCUUUAUCUGU